AUGGCGUUCAACUUCAACUGGUCGCCUUUGAUGGCAGACGCGGGUUUUUACACUCGUGCCCAAGAACUGCUUACAGCCGCCCUCAAUAAAUCGCCGAAACCUCCCAUCAUCGUCGAUGACAUUAUCGUGACCGAACUCAACUUGGGGUCUAUGCCCCCUGAUUUAGAAAUUCUGGAGAUCGGAGACCUUGCAGAGGAUCGCUUUCGCGGCAUUUUUAAGAUGUCUUAUUCCGGAGACGCCUUUUUGACCCUCAAGACCAGAGUCCAAGCGAACCCACUCAACACCUACUUGAUCACGCGCCCUUCUUUUGCAUCGCCGAAACCACUGGCAGCUGCUACCCCGCUCACCAUCCCUCUCCAAAUCACACUCUCCGAUUUCAAGCUCUCCGGCUUCGUCAUACUAGUUUUCUCGAAGCAAAAGGGCAUAACUGUCGUCUUUCGCAAUGAUCCCCUUGAAUCGCUCAAAGUCUCGUCAACAUUCGACUCUAUUCCAUUCGUGCGCGACUUCCUCCAGAAAGCGAUCGAAGCUCAAUUACGCAUACUGUUUAUGGAUGAACUGCCCGCAAUCAUUCAUCGGUUGUCGCUUCGCCUAUGGGUUCCGGAAUAUCGCGCAGGGGAGGAUGCACAGAACCAGACUGAGAAUACCAUCCAAGCGACCACCGAAGGUCCCGGCCAAGACCCGCUGGCGAGCCCACCACAGGACCCUGUCGACUCGCUUGGAAAUGCGCUGAACGAAUCCGAAAUUGCGUCUCUGUCCCUAGACUCAGUCGAGACCCAUUCCCUGUUCUCACAGAAAAACCUAUUGCGCCUCGCCGCCCUGACAGAUUCCCAACGCACCCUGUCGCUUUUCACACCUUCCAUUAAUGAGGUGGUGUACCGCGCCUGGACAUCUCCUUCUGAUCCCAGCGAGUUUCCUGCUAGCAUAGCAUCGCCUUUGAGUCCAACUCUGUCUCGAACCCAUUCGCAGGUCGGUAGCAUGUCGUCAUCUGUACAUGAGACCGGUAGCACCGUCUCCCUGCAAAGCCGACCAUCUAUAUCAAGCCAUUCGCUCAGUAGUUAUGGUCUCAGCUUGGGCGCGGGACGCCAUUCCAAGGCUCACUCUCGUAGACGAAAGAAGCGUGUGGUGGAUUUGCGUCGUCCCAAGACGACCGAUGACGCCAUGAGUGUUAGUGACGAUGGCAGCCAUGCCGAGUCCACCGGUCCUCAAUCAAUCGCCUCUGCGCCCUUGCCAGUUGUGAAUGAGCAGUCUGACGACCCUGUGACCCCACCAUUAUCUCCCGAGUCAGACUUCCACCUCCAGACAAUCCCCGAACGGGAUCGAAUGAGCAUUUCCCGACCAGCGCAUCCUCGGGCUACCAUGACACACGAGGAACCAUACGGCCAAGAGACAAUCCGCGCCUCCCAGGUCCAGGAUGUAGAUGCUACCCCUCGGCCCCUGCGACCCAGCUUCCACGACGAGAAGGCUGAAGCCGGUCCCUCCUCAGGUGCUGCUCGCCACCCUUUGCCUGCCACCGUGCUUCCAUUCACCAAAGAAGACGAGGAAGCCAAGGGAGACUCUGUUGACCCUCUUCUUGUUGAGCGACUAGCGGGUGAAAUUGCCCGUCGAAUGCGCGAAGACAAGCUGAUGAACAACACCUGCAGCAACUUCUGGGCUCGCUCUCAGGAUGAUGCACCCCCGGCCUAUGGCCAUUGA
This is a messenger RNA of Penicillium longicatenatum, 1692 nucleotides long. RefSeq names its product MDM34 family protein. The record is from RefSeq and is a predicted model, not a curated record. Lineage: Eukaryota; Fungi; Ascomycota; Eurotiomycetes; Eurotiales; Aspergillaceae. The coding region runs from base 1 to 1692 and encodes 563 amino acids. The transcript has 2 exons. Gene Ontology annotation, molecular function: lipid binding. Gene Ontology annotation, cellular component: ERMES complex. Gene Ontology annotation, biological process: phospholipid transport; mitochondrion organization.